This is a messenger RNA of Diachasma alloeum, 1264 nucleotides long. RefSeq names its product replication termination factor 2. NCBI's taxonomy places the organism in Eukaryota, Metazoa, Arthropoda, Insecta, Hymenoptera, Braconidae. Gene Ontology annotation, cellular component: nucleus. The transcript is spliced from 3 exons. The record is from RefSeq and is a predicted model, not a curated record. Gene Ontology annotation, biological process: mitotic DNA replication termination; site-specific DNA replication termination at RTS1 barrier. Bases 144 to 989 code for a protein of 281 amino acids.
UCUAAUGAACACGCACCUGCGGUUGUUGACAAUUUUGACGUUCCUGAGCAUACGUCCAUUGUCCUGUCAUAUUUUUACGUGAUUCUGACAAUCAAACACUCGUCUGUGAUCUUCUUUUAGAUCUUUCAAAUAAAUUUGAAGCGAUGGGUUGUGACGGUGGUACUAUUCCCCGAAGAGAUGAACUUGUUCGAGUUAAGAAGAAGCCAGAACAGAAAGAUAGAGAGGCAGAGUUGGCGUUCAGGUGGAGGCACUGCACCAUAAAACAACUGCCCCUCCAGCCCCCAAUCGUUGCCUGCUCCCUUGGCAAACUCUACAGCAAGGAAGCUGUCAUCGAGGGCCUCCUGGAUCGCUCGACACUGCCGGAGUCUGCAGUUCACAUAAAGAGUCUGAAAGACGUCAAGCCCCUCAAUCUCACUUCCAACCCAGCUUACGACGCAAGUAAAGCUGAAACUGGUGAUGGAUAUGUGGAUGGAGGAAAGAGUCCUUUCAUCUGCCCAGUCAUUGGACUUGAGAUGAAUGGAAAAUACAAAUUCUGCUAUUUGUGGACUUGUGGGUGUGUCAUGAGUGAGAGGGCUUUGAAGGAAGUUAAAAGUUCGGUAUGCCACAGAUGUCAGAAACCCUUCGAACCAUCGGACAUCGUAAUUCUAAACGCAGAAGGAGACGAUCUGAAACGGAUGGAGGACAACGCAGCUUUCCGAAAGCAAUCAAAAAAAUCUAAAAAAAGGAGGGAAACGAGCGAGGACACCCCAGCAACUGAAGACUCUUCAUCGAAACCAAAAAAACUGAAAAUUAAAAAAGAAGAGAAGGCCGGACCGAGCAGACCUAGAGUCGAGCCCCAAGACCCAGCCUUCAAGAAGGCGAAGGAGGAUUACAGCGUUGCCAAGGAUCCAGCUGCCUCCGAAGUCCUAAAAAGCAUCUUCACGACCCACAAGACAGCUUCUGAACAGACGAGGGCACACUGGGUGACAUACAAUCCAUUCUACAACUGAUCAAGUGAUUAAUCAAUGAAAAUUAUUCAAAUUGAAAUUCUUGGAACUUGAAUUUAACAUCGUAUAGAUAUUUCCUAAUUAAUUAAAGAUAAUUUAUGAAAACAUUCUUCUCGCUGUUCACCAUUCAAUCAAUUGACUGAUGGUGAAUGAGUAAGUACAAGUAAUCAAUGAAACAGUCAGGCAAUUAAAAUGAUUAAACAUCAAACUCUUAAAACUUGAAUUUAAUAUUGUAAAGAUAGUCCAUAAUUAAUUAAAGAUAAUUUAUCAAAACAUUA